Molecule: messenger RNA, 5290 nt
Organism: Ahaetulla prasina
Lineage: Eukaryota; Metazoa; Chordata; Lepidosauria; Squamata; Colubridae
Product: zinc finger protein 665-like
Exons: 2
Coding region: 538-2244 (568 amino acids)
Biological process (GO): regulation of DNA-templated transcription
Molecular function (GO): RNA polymerase II cis-regulatory region sequence-specific DNA binding; DNA-binding transcription factor activity, RNA polymerase II-specific
Source: RefSeq, a predicted model, not a curated record
AGGGGGGGUCCUGGAGGGGAUUCCCCCCCUGCAGAUGGGCAAAGGGGGCUUUGGGGGGGUCAGGAGCUGCAGGGAGGAGCCUGGCCGGAGCCCCCCAGGAGGAAGCGGAGCCCCUUCAGCCCCGCCUGCCUGGGGGGCCCCCAACUCCCCCCCCCCGCCUUGCCGAGGGAAGGACCCUGGAUGGGGGAGGGGAGGAAGGGGAGGGUCGCAGCCCCACAAAGGCCUCGGACCUCCGCCUGCCUGAAUCCGGGGCGGGGAGGAGGGAGAACAGCGGACCCCCAAAUUCAAGGGGAGCCCCCCGCCUCAGCUCCGCCCGGGACCAGAACAACCCUCGGAACCGCGCAGGCGCCCUUUGGCUCGUUGGGGGAAGGCGGACGCCGAUUGGUCGCUCUGGGGAGGGCGGGGAUUGGCAGGAGGACUCCUUGGGGCGGUUCCUCCACAGGAAAGCCUCUAGAGAAGAAAGGGCAUGAAGCCUCCACUUCCGGAAACGAAACUGGCAACGAGGGAAGCUCCUGAAUCGGCGAAAGAAAAGUCCGGAUGAUGCAGGAGGACGGAGGAGCCCGGCGGGGGAAGGAAGGAAGCGCCGCCCGAGAGGAGGAGGAGGAGAGCGGGCCCCGCGGAGCAUCCCUGCCCGAUCCCAGCGCGGCUUCCCCGGGAGACGGCGGGGAAAGGCCGGGGGGCUCCGGGGCUGCCGAAGGGAUGAGCCUAGAGGGAGCCCGGGAAAGGCGGCUGCCUGGAGGGCGAUGCGGGGAGGAGGAAAUGACCCCGAGACGGUCCUGGAGGGCGGAGGCUCCUUCGGAAGACCAGGGAGGCCCCCAAGGAUCCAGGAGGGAGAAAUAUCAGUGCCCGGAAUGUGAGGAAACCUUCAAAAGAAAUGUAGAUCUUCAGAAUCAUCAAAGGAUCCACACAGGAGAAAAACCUUAUAGAUGCCUUGAAUGUGGAAAGAGCUUCAGUUAUAGCAGCCACCUUCAUAGACAUGAAAGGAUCCACUUUGGAGAGAAACUGAAAAAAUGCCUGGAGGACGGACAGGCCUUUGGAAGACACGGGAAUCCCCAAAGGAUUCAGGUCGGAGGAGAGAAAUAUCGGUGCCCGGAAUGUGAAAAAUCCUUCAAUAGAAAUGACCAUCUUGAAAGCCAUCUAAAGAUCCACUCAGGAGAAAAACCUUAUAAAUGCCUAGAAUGUGGAAAGAGCUUCAGUUAUAGGAGCAGCUAUAAUAGACAUCUAAGGAUCCACUCAGAAGAAAAACCUUAUAAAUGCUUUGAAUGUGGAAAGAGGUUCACGUGGACCAGCAGCCUUUAUGUACAUCAAAGGAUCCACAGGGGAGAAAAACCUUAUAAAUGCCUUGAAUGUGGAAAGAGCUUCAGUCAGAAAAACAGCCUUUAUAGACAUCAAAGGAGCCAUUCAGGAGAGAAACCGUAUAAAUGCUUUGAGUGUGGAAAGAACUUCAGUCGGAGCAGCACCCUUUAUCUACAUCAAAGGAUCCACACGGGAGAGAAACCUUAUAAGUGCCUGGAGUGUGGAAAGAGCUUCCGUUAUAGCAGCCACCUUUAUAAACAUCAAAGGAUCCACUUUGGACAGAAACUGAAUAAAUGCCUGGAGGACGGACGAGCCUUCCAAAGAAGGAUUCAGGAGGGAGGAAAGGAAUUUCAGUGCCCAGAAUGUGGAAAAACCUUCCAAAAAAAUUCCCUUCUUAAAGUCCAUCUAAUAAGUCACACAGGAGAAAAACCUCAUAAAUGCCUAGAAUGUGGAAAGAGCUUCGGUCAUAGGAGCAGCUAUAAUAGCCAUCAAAGGAUCCACACGGGAGAAAAACCUCACAAAUGCCUGGAGUGUGGAAAGAGAUUCAGACAGAGCAGCAACCUUUAUAAACAUCAAAGGAUCCACUUCGUUGAAAAGAAAUACAAGUGCACGGAAUGCGAAAAAUCCUUCAAAGGCUAUGGAGAGCUUCAAAGGCAUCUAAGCAUCCACUCCGUUGGAAACCCACAUAAAUGCCUUGAGUGUGGAAAGAACUUCAGUCAGAGAGAAUAUCUUAAGCAACAUCAAAGAAUCCAUUCAGGAGAAAAACCUUAUAAGUGUCUGGAGUGUGGAAAGAGCUUCGCUUAUAGGAGCAACUUUUAUACACAUCAAAGACUCCAUUUAGAAAAACCGUACCAGUGCGGGGAAUGUGGAAAAUCUUUCAAAACAACUGAAAUUCUUGAAAAACAUCUAAAAAUCCACAAGCCAAAUACCGUAUUUUUGGGAGUAUAAGACGCACUGUCAGAUAUCCUCCGAUGAAUACUUAAGAAAGAAUGACCCUGACUCCAUUUGUUAUAGAGAUCAGUAACUUUUACUAAGCACAUCAGAUUGCAAUAGAAGCUAAGCUUAAACUGGAAAUAGAUAUGGCUUAAAGAUACCUUUCCCCUUACUCAGCCCUCCUCCCUCCAAAAGUCAAACAGUUCUAGUCCAUUGUCCUUCUCCUCUUUGGCCAUGUGGUACUUUACUUCCAAUGUUAUUCCUCCGUCAAUCCUCUGGUUGAAAUGUCAGGCAUGCAGUGCUCGUGAAACCUGUCUGUUUGAAUCCUUCAUCCCUCCUUUCAAAUGUCAGCCGCGGCGUUAAAGGGGCCAUCACCUCAUCAGUCACACAUAGCAACAAGUAAUAACAAAACAUUUAACAAAGAGAUAAAACAGUUAAACACUCUAAUAAGUAAACAAACACUUAAAGUAAUAAGCGAAGGCUGACACGCACCCUUUUCCCCCAAAAAAGAGGGUGAAAAUCUGGGUGCGUCUUAUACUUACCAGCUUCUCAAAUGGAGGUUUCAGAGGCUGAAAGAAGCUUCAGAAAAGAAGCUCCCAAACAGAGCUUCAAAGGCUUUUUUUUCUGAAGUACUGUUUUGGAAGCUUUCAGAGGCAGGGGAAAAAAAGCAAGGCACAGAGCUCACAACCAAGGAACCUGUUGCUAAAAUUCAGCUCUGGGAACAGCUGACGGGGGAUAUUCCGAGAGGCCGAUCCACCUGCCAAUCAGCUUUUUUCUUAUUUUUCUCCCCAAAAACUAACGUACGUCUUAUACUUCAAAAAAUACGGUAUAUGCCUGGAGUGCGGAAAGAGCUUCAGUCAUAGGAAAAGUCUUCAUAAGCAUCAAAGAAUGCACACGAGAAAAAAUCUACAAAUGCCUGGAGUGUGGAAAGAGCUUUAUUCAGGCUGCAAACCUCCUUGGAAACUAAAGAAUUCACACAGGAGAAAAGCCACAUAAAUGUCUGGAAAGAGCUUCAGUCUGAGAGGAAAACUUUUCACUGCAUCAAACAAUCCAUUCCGGAGAAAAAUCACAUAAAAUGCCUUGAACGUGGAAAAAGGUUUACUGAGGGUAGAUGCCUCCAUCAACACCAAAGAAUUCACGUGGGAGAAAAAUGAUAAACAUGAGUGAGAGAAGAUCUUCACUCCCAGAGUGUUUCUCAGGAAUUGAACUGAAUUGCAUAUCUAAUUUGGCCAAGUGUGAAUAGGCGCACAAGGAAUCUCUCUCGGCUGCACAAGCUCUCAGUGUACAUACAAAACAACAGAGUAAUGAUAUUCUGCCAAAUAAGGGACUUUCUGAGGCUGAAUAAUAAAGGACUUUUUCAAUUGUACAUGCUAGUUGUUUCAACUGGCUGAAAUUGUACCUUUUUUACAGGAGACCUUUGUGACUGAUGAUGCCAUUUCCCAUGGGAACGGUCUUUUAACGUGGUUAUGCUUAAUAUGGGAUGUUAGUCCCCAUUUCUCUGAUGUCACUGAGCAGGAUGAUUUCUUCUAGGGGGGAUUUGAUUUAAGUCACGUUGAUUUAAAGCACGAUAUAAACCACUAUUAAAAAGGUUUGAUUUAAAUCAACUCGAUUUAAAUCAUAGUUUUUAAAGAGCAACUGCCGUGUCUGUCCCGCAGCGGCUGAGUGGAUGCUCGUUAACAGGUGCUUCUGCCAUGAUGGAUCUGAAAUGACAGGUGCUCUUUAAUAUGUUUAUAAGCUGCUUAGAACAGGGGUCACCAACCUUUCGGACCUCAGGGACCACUAAAUUCAUAAUUUUAAAUCCCGCAGACCGCUAAUAUGAUCUGCGUAAUGACUGGCUGGGCGGGCGUGGCUAGAUGGUCAUGUGACUGGGUGGGCGUGGCCAAGUUGAUGGCACUCACAUCAAGGGGCACCUUGCUAGCCUCUACUUGCCCCUCCCUUCCCAGCCACUCCUCAUCUCCCACCCAGGCUCCUUAGGGCCCCAACAGGAAGCAGUUGCUGGAGCUAAGCACUCGCCAUGAGAAAGAGUUGGCAAAACAGCUCAGUUCAAAUUGGAUCUCACCAAGAAGGACGCUCAGUAGAAGCACCUCACUGAGGACUAGGAGCAUAGGCUUUCCAAGCAGAGGGAAGACCUGUGGGAGUGCAAGGCCAGGUACCGGCGCCUGGAGGCUCAGCGGGCUGAGAUGGUCAGCCAAUUCCAGGCCAUGGUGCAGUCCCACUGGAACGAGGCCCUCUGGCUCUUCGCCAUCAGCGGCCCUUCCCUCCAGCCUUCGCCCAAAGCCCCACACCAGGAGGCCCAAGCAGACCCCGUCAGAAUUUCCGUCCCCCUCUGACCCACACAAAAAGAUCCCAAAGGGGGCGAGACUCUCUGCACCAAAAAAAUGUUCUUUGCACGUAUCUGUCCCAAGGACCAUAGUUUGAGGAUUUAGUGCAAUAUAAAAAAUGCAAAUAAUUUUUCUGCGGACCACCCACAUUUUCUCGCAGACCACCGGUGGUCCAUGGACCACCAGUUGGUGACCGCUGGCUUAGAAGGUUUCACCUUCAUUUUUACUAUUUGCCCUUCCUCCUCACAUUUGGAGCCUGGUACAGAUGCAUUUCUCUUCAAACAACCAUACAGUUUAUAGUCUACAUAGAUUUUCAGAACAAUAUUCCUGCAAUUUGCUUUAUGAUUUAUCUCAUGGUUACUGUGAAACUGUGUGAAUGUAUCAAUGUAGUGCAUGUUAUCUCAGCUGGCAGAGCUUGGAUUCAUUGAAUGAGUUUACCAGAAAUUUAAAUAUUGCAAAAUAUACAGCUUCAUGCUACAUAACCAAGCUCCAUUUCAUGCUGAAUAAGCUACAUUAUUGAUGUAUCUUAAAUAGAAAAUUAUCUUUAGAUAGAUUUUUACCCCAAAACUAUUUUAUUAAAAUAAAUGUGAUAAAAAAAUAACCAAGAAAUCCAAUUUAAAUUUAAAAAAUGUGAUUUUUAAUUGAUUUUUAUCCACCAUGAUUUCUUCCAUGCAAUCAACUCUUAUUUUGUACUUUUUCUGCUGUAUGGAGUAUAAAAUGAAAUCCGAUUCUGUGUUCAG